UAUACUUUAUCAAGUUCUCAUUCCAAAAAAAUCUUAGGAAUAUUAAGUUGCAAAAUUUGUAAUUCGAUUGACAUCUUUCAAGAAGGAAAAGAAGAAGAAAGAUAUGACGUUUGUGAAAGUGUGUAUCUUUAUAAUUGCUGCCCUCUGGCAAUCUAAAGGUAGUUUCGUGGAGGAUGUUUCCAUUAUCGGAGCCGGUAUUGGUGGAACCUACACAGGAUGGAGACUGAGGAACAAAGGCCUCCGGAUUGGUAUAUACGAAUACUCCGAUCGUGUUGGAGGCAGGAUGUACACGAAGACUUUUCCAGAUGCCCCUGAUGUUCCCAUUGAUUUGGGUGCCAUGAGGAUAAAAUCUAAAGAACAAUUAAGAAUGAUUAAAGCCGGUAGAGAAUUAGGAUUUAAAUUUGUACAUUUUGUUGAAGAAUUGGGACGGAUUCCGAACCAUACCCUUCUUUACCUGAGAAAUACCCACUUGACCAUUCCAGAGCUAGUGACCUCAAAAAAUCCCUACAGACUCAGAUCAUGGGAGAGGAAAAAUCCAUCUGACCUAACAAAAUCACUCUCUGAAUUAUUUACCAACUAUAAUGGUUCUGAACCAAGAACCGAACUUUUUACUGCUUUCACUCUUAGUGAUUGGAUGCCUAUAUAUGUACAGAGCUACAACGAAGUCAUUCGAAAAACUGGCAUAAGCAAUGAGGCUUACAAUUAUAUAUUUGACAACGAAUUACUCCAUUCCGGGCUUCGUAAUGGCCAAUGCCUUGAGUAUUUCCCUAAAACACGAAAGGGAUAUGAACAGAACACGAAUUCCACUGGACUUCCAUCCGUGGUUACCAUUCCCACAGGAAUGGCUUCGUACCCAAAAGAAUUUAUGAGCCGUUUUUUAGCACAAAACCCAAGAAGGCACCACUAUCAUCCAAAUAGCCAACUUAUAAAAAUAUCCAAAGCAAAGAAAGGACUAUACAUAUUAAUCUUUAGGAGAACAAUAACUAUCGAUGGCAAAACAAUUCCUACAAAGAAAUAUUUUAAAGUCCUAUCACGUAAUGUUAUACUGGCCUUACCAAAGGUACCAAUACAGCAGAUUCAGAUGCCAAACGCAAACAAUCCUGUUUUCCAGUCGGCACUUAACUCCGUAAAUGAUGUACAAGCUUCAAAGAUUUUCCUUGUGUACGAUUACCCUUGGUGGCUCCAGGAGCGCUUCAAUUUCACAUUUACCCAAUCUGAUCUUCCGUAUAGACAAUCAUUCCACUGGGGUAUAUCUCGUAAUGGCAAAGCUGUUUUUCUCCUGUCGUAUGCUGAUGUUGAAGAUGCCGCGUUUUGGAGUCUUCUUCAACAGAGAGGAAAGGUCAUCAGUAAAAGAAAUGACGAUACUCGGGUAACGGAUGAGGUAAUUAGACACGCACACGAUCAGAUUUCGAAAGUUUACAAGAUUGGCUACAGAAAUAUUCCUGCUCCUGUGGACGGCAUGAUGCAUGUUUGGAACAAGUAUCCUUUUAAUGGAGGAUGGGUGACUUGGAGACCCAGAUCCAGAUGGUAUGACAUCAAAAAUUACCUGACAGCGCCAUUUUCUCAAGACAAGAUAUUUAUAGUCCACGGUUACUGGGGAGCUGAACAUAAUGGAUGGGCUGAGAGUUCGUUGGAGGCCGCAGAUGAUGUUUUGACUCACUUUGGUGAACCAUCUUAUCUUUCUUUCAACGUAUAAAGGAACAUAAACGAAAACAUCGAAUUUUAUGUCAUAUAUUGUAUAUAAUAUUUUUGAGACUUAUUGCAUUUCUUGAUUUAUCUUAACUUUUUUCAUAUACAACGGCUCUCCGUAAAGUUCGUGUACAAGCUAAAUUUUAAAUCAAAAUGGUGUCCUUGAUAAAAUUAUAUUCAAUUUCAAAUAUAUAAUGGCAAUUAUUGCUUCAAAAUCAGACUUGGGACGGUGACCCUGAGCACCGCAAAAUUUUAAUUAAAAAUCAUGUAUCACUUUAUAAAUUUCCUUUAUAUUUUGUAAAAUAUCGUGCAAAUUCGUAUUGCUUUUAUAUAAAAGCUGUAACUUAAAACCUGAAAAUUUUGAACGUUCAGAGUUAAGAAAAGGCCGAGAUAUUGAGGUGAGAAUCUUUUACGACAGGAUUGUCAUUGUUCGAAAAAGGUAAGAAACGUUGUGAGUCGUGUAAUUUUAAGGUAUUAUGAUCUAAAAAUAAAGUUUUGAUGCAAAAGGAAAUCAUGAUCUACCUGCACAAUUGUUGAUUUCAUGAAUUAUAUAAAAUUAAUUUGUUUAUAUUU
Saccostrea cuccullata (small rock oyster) is the source of this 2262-nucleotide messenger RNA. Its product is annotated as aplysianin-A-like. Gene Ontology annotation, molecular function: oxidoreductase activity. NCBI's taxonomy places the organism in Eukaryota, Metazoa, Mollusca, Bivalvia, Ostreida, Ostreidae. The coding region runs from base 104 to 1696 and encodes 530 amino acids. The record is from RefSeq and is a predicted model, not a curated record. The transcript is spliced from 6 exons.